Etheostoma spectabile (orangethroat darter) is the source of this 2610-nucleotide messenger RNA. RefSeq names its product arrestin domain containing 1a (gene arrdc1a). Gene Ontology annotation, cellular component: cytoplasm. Gene Ontology annotation, molecular function: ubiquitin protein ligase binding; ubiquitin-like ligase-substrate adaptor activity. Gene Ontology annotation, biological process: protein transport. The coding region runs from base 43 to 1422 and encodes 459 amino acids. The record is from RefSeq and is a predicted model, not a curated record. Lineage: Eukaryota; Metazoa; Chordata; Actinopteri; Perciformes; Percidae. The transcript is spliced from 8 exons.
ACCAACAGGUGAGCUUCACUCACGCUGUGGAUCGGGGGAAACAUGGGCAAACUUCAGGAGUUUGAGAUCAAGUUUGACAACAACAAAGUGGUGUAUACUCCUGGUGAGUCUAUCUCUGGAACCGUGAGAUUCAAACUGGGACAGCCGCUGCAGUGUAAAGCAAUCAAAGUGAACUGCAAUGGUUUCUGUGGCAUCACCAGUAAGAUAAAUGAGACGGCGUGGUCUGAGGAGGAGCAGUACUUCAACAAUACAAUCUCUGUUGCAGACAAAGGAACCCUCAUACAGGGAGAGCAAACGUAUCCCUUCAAGUUUCUCAUACCAGCCUCUGCUCCGACAUCUUUUGAAGGCAACUAUGGUAGGAUCAUUUACAGAGUGAGAGCUUUCAUUGACACGCCACGAUUUGCCAAGGACUACAACACAGAGAAACCUUUCUACCUGCUAAGCCUCCUAAACCUGAAUGAAGUGCCAGACAUAUGGGGAAGCUGUUCAUCUGCAGUGACACAGCAGUUCACCUACAUGCUGAUGAAAACUGGCACAGUGGUCAUGAAGGCCCAGACCGACAUGAAGGGUUACACACCAGGCCAGAUCAUCCAGGUGUUGACCAACAUCCACAACCAGUCUGGAAAGACCACAGGCAACAUGGCGGCCAGCCUGAUGCAGAGAGUGACCUAUGAGACGAAGAGGCCCACCUAUGACGUGAGGACGAUAGCAUCGGUGGAGGGUGGUGUGGUGAAGGCUGGCAAGGAGUUGGAGUGGAAGGAGCAGAUCAUCGUUCCUCCUCUGCCUCAGUCUUCCCUCGCUGGCUGUGAACUUAUAAAGAUUGAAUAUUAUAUCAAAGUCGGUCUAAAGUCUCCAGACGUCAUGGUGACGUUACCCAUCCACAUCGGGAACGUCUCCCUGGACAAAAAACUGCAGCCUUGCAAUAAAGCAGCUGCUCCCUCCUCUGCCACAGCUGAAGACAAACCAGCAUCAGCCUCUAUGCCUGACACCACCAUCGCCACCACCCCCACCCCCACCCUACCCCCACGCCCUGGCCCAAAACCCGCUCCUCGUCCCAUUCCUCGCUCCAGGACGUCCUCGCAUAAUUCCCCCAGUGCUCCUUCCGCUGACUACCACCAGGGAGCAGAGGGUGGGACACUGAUGAACGAUGGCUUCCCCAACAAGCGCCAGUCUCAGCUGGUGUCACCCCACGCUUUCAGCUAUGCCCCCGGCCUCUUUUUCCCCCACAACCAGCAGCCCAGUGGGCCCAGCACUGUACCCUGUGGGCCUAUGUUCAGUGGGUCCACAGGGGCCACAGCACCUUACCCCACUGAGAACAGUGCUAGCUCAAUGCCGACACCACUCAUCCUGCCUCCGGAUUACGUCACCUCAGCAUAUCCACAAGAGGCCCCUCCUUCUUAUGAUGCGACCUGUAACACAUGAAGUGGAUAAAGAACCAACAACCUUCCACCAGAUUGGAAAUCAGGUCACUCUGAUGUCAAACUAAAUGUUGUCCUGCCAUUAAAGAAAAAAAUUGGUACUUAGAAUAAAUGAUUGCAAGACACAGGAAACCUAAUGUUACCUGGUAUCAUGAGGGUGUUUUAGCUUUUGAUAAUGUAACGCUGCUGCCCAGUGAAGUACCCUCACUAAUCCAACGGGAGUUAUUCUCUCCAUUUAAACAAAUCAAUGUCUGUCCUUUUUUAGGUACUAAGUUAAAGAAAGGACAAGGGGAAUUGCACAAUUUAUUUUUGCUGUUCUUUGUACAGUAACAGGAGUCAUGUUCUUAGUUGUGACUUAUUUAGAAAUCCCGCAGAUGGCAUCUGUGAUGUCAAGGUUGAACGUUUUAUGUACCAAAGCCUGUGCAAAACAAACCAUCUCAUCUGGUGUUUUGUCUAAUAUUCUCAUUUAUUCAGGAGCAAAAUAAGGAUUUUUUUUUUAAAUUGGAAACAGGUGAAAUCAUCUUCAUCCUUCUGGCAUAUUUUUCAUUCAGUUUGAGUUUGAAAUUUAAGACUAUAUUAAACUUUGUUUAGAAAGAUGCCUUUUAAAUGUUAUGAUAAUAAACAAUCCUGAUAUUGCUGUUGCAAGUUGUCUACAUACAGCUUUUUAUAUAAUGCAUAAGAUUAGACUCUUACGAUUUCUUCCCUGUUGAUAUCAUUUGCAAUAUUCAUGUUCUUGAACUGUUAAAAUUACUAUUAUGUUGACGUCCGUCAAACAAAAAAAAGGUGUUGAUUAGUGUGUUCUCUGCCCUGCUGAAUGUCUGUUGGUUCUGUAAAUGCCAGACAUUCCUUCUCUGUCCCAUUUAUUGUAGUGCAACAACAGCACUGAGAUUUGAAGUUUUCUGUUCCUGAUGUCGUUUGCAUCCACUAUCUUAAUCAUAGAAUUUUGUGAAUAGAUUUCACAUUUUCAUGUUGUUUAAGACAUUUUGUUUGGGACAUUUUCAUCUUUAUUUGACAGUGUAGUAAGGGAAGAAAGAGAGAUAAAAUGGUAUGACAUGCAGCAAAGGUCCCAAGGCCAUUUGAUUGUGCUGUAACCACUCAAAUACCAUGGCUACCACUUUAAUAUGUAUAUACAUAUUUAUUGUUUUGAGUGUUUCCACCUGCUGUCUGGAUUUUAAUAAAUGUGUUAAAACCA